Molecule: messenger RNA, 717 nt
Organism: Penicillium griseofulvum
Lineage: Eukaryota; Fungi; Ascomycota; Eurotiomycetes; Eurotiales; Aspergillaceae
Product: 3-hydroxyanthranilate 3,4-dioxygenase
Exons: 4
Coding region: 1-717 (238 amino acids)
Biological process (GO): 'de novo' NAD+ biosynthetic process from L-tryptophan; quinolinate metabolic process
Cellular component (GO): cytoplasm
Molecular function (GO): 3-hydroxyanthranilate 3,4-dioxygenase activity; iron ion binding
Source: RefSeq, a predicted model, not a curated record
AUGGAUCCAUCCGAUGCCUCAUUCGGAACGCUAUCCGGCCUGGGACCACCGCAAAUUCACAGUGGAAACCCUUAUUUGUGUUCAAGCUGGCCGCAUGAGAGCAGCCCAUUCCCUCCAUCUUCUAUAUCCAAUCUACAACCUGCUUCUGUCCUUGCCAAAAAAGAAAUCAUGGAGCAGCACGUCUCGUCCACUCCAAAUCCUAUCCCGGGAGUCGUUGUUCUGCAGUCAUGGCUAUCUGCCAAUGCCCAGAAUUUACUGCCCCCAUGGGUAUCAUCUUUCGGAGAGAAGGGCAAUACAGGGGUACUCUAUGCUAACGUGGUUGUUCGGGACAAAGUUAACCAGACAGAGGAGUGGUUCUACCAAAUUAAGGGUGACAUGUUGCUCAAGAUUGUCGAGAAUGGCGAUUCCUUUCGUGACAUUGUGAUUCGAGAAGGCGAGAUGUUCCUUCUGCCUGGAAACAUCCCGCAUUCCCCAAUCCGGUAUAAGGACACAAUUGGCCUCGUCAUGGAGCGCACUCGGCCCUCGCACGUAAUGGAUCGCAUACGGUGGUACUGUCCCAACGAGGAGGCUCACCAGACUGCCCCCAGUAUCAUCCGGGAAGAGACAUUCCACUGCGCAGAGAUCGAAACACAACUUAGGGAUCUCAUUAAUCAAUGGAUGACGGACGAAAAAGCACGAAAGUGUGAUGGUUGUGGGCAGAUUGCGCCGCCGUAUUGA